AUGGACCUCUGCUGCGUUGUCGACGCGAUCCUCAUCUUCCUCCUGCGGAUCCCCUCCGCCUCCCAGCGGCUGCAUGCUCGCAGGCUUGAUCGGCUCAGGGAUCUUGACUGGGAGUGGAUGAGAAGUAGGGAGAUACCCCCCUUUUCUUCUCUGCGCGUGUGGAUGCAGGAGGGGUCCAUCACCUGCGACGGAAACCCGUCCUACCGCCGUGCGGUGAAGUUCAUGACCAAAACUUUGGCUCCUCCAUACAUCCGCUUCCUCUUCGCGCAGAUUGACAGGGAUUCGACUGGUGACUUCGAUGCGAUGGAGCUAAUGCGUCCCCUUCAUGAGCUGUUUCAGAUAGGCGAGAACGAGUUGGAGAAGAACUUCCAAGCCAUGGCUGAUCCUGGCGUCAUGGCAGUCAAGCCAGCAGAAUUUGUCCAGUGGUGGAUGUGCACCAGGAACAAUCAGGCGAUAAGCCAGACGAGCAGCAAGGAUCUCCUGCGCAUGAGCCAUCUGGCCCGCAAGUUCCUCGGGUUGAGCAUGAGCCCUUGA
Messenger RNA from Guillardia theta CCMP2712, 534 nucleotides. RefSeq lists its product as hypothetical. The record is from RefSeq and is a predicted model, not a curated record. The transcript has 6 exons. Lineage: Eukaryota; Cryptophyceae; Pyrenomonadales; Geminigeraceae. Bases 1 to 534 code for a protein of 177 amino acids.